AUGGAAGAUCCAUCAGGUUGGAACCUUAUAGAAUCUGAUCCUUCAGUUUUCGAACAGUUAUUAGUUGAUGUAGGUGUAGAGGGAUUGCAAGUUGAUGAACUUUAUUCUCUUGAUGAAGAAACUUUUGAUCAAUUGAAACCUGUUAAAGCGCUUAUAUUCUUAUUCCGAUGGGUUGGGAAAGAACAAGAUGGGUAUAAAGCUGGGAUAGAAGUUGAUCCUCAAGAUUGUGGGAUUUUCUUCGCUAAUCAGGUGGUCAAUAAUGCUUGUGGGACAAUGGCAGCUUUGAAUGCUGUCAUGAACAUUCCCGAGGUCGAUUCUGAAUAUCAAGGAGAAUCCAUAAAAAUCGGUCCCGAGUUACAGAGGAUGAAAGAGUUUUCCAUGGGGAUGGAUUCUGUCAACUUGGGCCACUUGAUCUCCUCAAACCCUCUCAUCAGAGAAAUCCAUAAUUCUUUCUCCCGCUCCACACCUUUCACCUUCGAUCCGUCCUCCAACCCCGAUGCAGACCCUUCUGACGCAUAUCACUUUGUCACCUAUGUCCCCUUCAAUGGGCUGGUGUACGAACUUGACGGAUUGAGGGAGAAACCGUUAAUGCAUGCCGCGGCUCUGGACGAUUGGACGAUUCCCGCUAGGCAGAUAGUACAACAUAGGAUAAAUACCUAUCCCGAAGGUCAAAUCCAUUUCUCUCUUCUUGCUAUAUCUGAUUCCCGUAAACCUCUUUUGAAACGUCACUUGAAAGAUCCGACUUUAUCUACUUCUGAAAAAGAAGAUCUAUCUUGGAGAUUAAAAUCGGAAGAACACAAAACAAUUCAAGCUACACAAGAUAACGCUUUGAGGAGAAAUAAUCUCAUACCUGCUGUUCUUGGUCUUCUCAAAGCUUUGGGGGAGAGUGGGGUGGUUGAUACGUUGAGAGAAAGCUCGCGGAAAGAUCGGAAGGUGAAGAAGAUGAGAAGUGGGGAUGAGUGA
This is a messenger RNA of Tremella mesenterica DSM 1558, 963 nucleotides long. RefSeq lists its product as uncharacterized. NCBI's taxonomy places the organism in Eukaryota, Fungi, Basidiomycota, Tremellomycetes, Tremellales, Tremellaceae. The transcript is spliced from 7 exons. Bases 1 to 963 code for a protein of 320 amino acids. Gene Ontology annotation, molecular function: cysteine-type deubiquitinase activity. The record is from RefSeq and is a predicted model, not a curated record. Gene Ontology annotation, cellular component: cytoplasm. Gene Ontology annotation, biological process: protein deubiquitination; ubiquitin-dependent protein catabolic process.